GACUCAUCGAUAGAAACUGGGAAGAGCUACAGAGGAGAAGCCAAACAAGCAAGCUGAUAACUCAAAGAAAUACUCUUUUGAGGAGGGGGUUCAGAGUGGAGCCAUCAUGAGCGAUGUUACCAUUGUGAAGGAAGGCUGGGUUCAGAAGAGGGGAGAAUAUAUAAAAAACUGGCGGCCAAGGUAUUUCCUGCUAAAGACAGAUGGCUCUUUCAUAGGCUAUAAGGAGAAGCCCCAGGAUGUGGAUCUGCCAUACCCACUCAACAACUUCUCAGUGGCAAAAUGUCAACUAAUGAAAACAGAGCGACCAAAGCCAAACACGUUCAUAAUCAGAUGUCUUCAGUGGACCACUGUCAUAGAGAGGACGUUCCAUGUGGACACUCCAGAGGAACGGGAAGAAUGGACAGAAGCGAUCCAGGCUGUAGCAGACAGACUUCAGAGGCAAGAAGAGGAGAGGAUGAACUGUAGUCCAACUUCACAAAUAGACAAUAUAGGAGAAGAGGAGAUGGAUGCUUCAACAACCCAUCAUAAAAGAAAGACGAUGAAUGAUUUUGACUAUUUAAAGCUACUGGGCAAAGGCACGUUUGGUAAAGUUAUUCUGGUCCGAGAGAAGGCUAGUGGGAAAUACUACGCUAUGAAGAUUUUGAAAAAAGAAGUCAUUAUUGCAAAGGAUGAAGUGGCUCAUACUCUUACAGAAAGCAGAGUAUUGAAAAACACCAGACACCCUUUUUUAACAUCCUUGAAAUAUUCCUUCCAGACAAAGGAUCGUUUGUGUUUUGUGAUGGAGUAUGUUAAUGGAGGAGAGCUGUUUUUCCAUUUGUCGAGAGAGCGGGUGUUCUCAGAGGACCGCACACGCUUCUAUGGUGCAGAAAUUGUCUCUGCUUUGGACUAUCUGCAUUCUGGGAAGAUUGUGUACCGUGAUCUCAAGUUAGAAAAUCUAAUGUUGGAUAAAGAUGGACACAUAAAAAUUACAGAUUUUGGACUUUGCAAAGAAGGGAUCACAGAUGCAGCAACUAUGAAAACGUUCUGUGGUACUCCAGAAUACCUGGCACCUGAGGUAUUGGAAGAUAAUGACUAUGGUCGUGCAGUGGACUGGUGGGGAUUAGGAGUUGUCAUGUAUGAAAUGAUGUGUGGGAGAUUACCAUUCUACAACCAAGAUCAUGAAAAACUGUUUGAACUAAUACUAAUGGAGGACAUAAAAUUUCCUCGAACCCUCUCUGCAGAUGCAAAAUCAUUACUUUCAGGCCUACUGAUAAAAGAUCCAAAUAAGCGACUUGGUGGAGGCCCAGAUGAUGCAAAAGAAAUCAUGCGUCAUAGCUUCUUUGCUGGAGUAAACUGGCAGGAUGUAUAUGAUAAAAAGCUUGUACCUCCUUUUAAACCUCAAGUGACAUCUGAGACAGACACCAGAUAUUUUGAUGAAGAAUUUACAGCUCAGACUAUUACAAUAACACCGCCUGAAAAGUAUGAUGAAGACGGAAUGGACUGCAUGGACAACGAGAGGCGGCCGCAUUUCCCCCAGUUUUCCUACUCUGCAAGUGGACGAGAAUAACUUUCUGUUCUGCUGCUUCACUGUCAUCUUAGGUUUAUCACUGAAAACGAUUCCGGGGCAUCACCACCAGUACUAGAGGUUAUCUAAGGUAGCAGGGGCACUUUCAGAGCUCAUUCCAAAUUGAACAAGUUUCUUCCCCAAACCUACCUAAAGUCCGUUUGGGUUUCUGCAUGAAGUACAGUAUUUCUCUACGCUCUCCUGCUGUUGCUGCUGCCCGCAGGCUCAAUCUCAUGGCAGCGCCAAGAAGUAAUUCCCAGUUUCUUUGAAGGGAGAUGACUUCAGCGUUGUGUGCUCUCUGUGCAAAUAGUCAUCUCCUUGGCUAAACAGCAAUUACGUUGGUCCAGAUUAUCUUCUUCUGGAAGGUGAAUCACAACUGUAAUUAGUCUGAAAGGACUAGUUUGUAACACUUUCUUGCAUCUGUCUGUGCUGGUUAGAACGAGGAAAUGCAGGGGUGGUGAUGUACAUAGGCAAGGUUUUUGUUAGGCAUAUCAUUACUUGAAGCAGGUCUCUGUCAUUAACAUCUGGCUGGAAUUUGUUUGGGAAACGUGAGAGAGAAGGACUUAAACUGUUGAUAUAUAUAAAUAUAUAUAUAUAUUAUUUUUUAAUUACUGUUGGAUACUACAGAAGAAGCAGAAGGGCCGGGCUCCCCCGGCCUGCCACUUAGAACUUCCAGGUUCAUGUGCAAUCAUGGAGAAUCGAACAUUAUACAUGCAAGACAUGAAGGCAUAAAAGCAGCAGUUGAAGUUGUUUAAGGGGUCUCAUAAUUUGCACCAGAUAACAUCCUUUCCAUGCUUUUCUUUUUCUUUCAUGAUAAACAUCACCUCUGAUGGCUGAAGAAUGUAGACAGGCAUAAUGGUAUUGCUUUUCACCAAAAUGUGUGCACCAAGGUAAACAGGUGUUUGCCUUAUUUGUUUUUAUUUUGAGUUUGUGAAAUAGCUUUUUCUCCAGGUGUUUAACUCUGAAUAUUCCUUUUUUU
Molecule: messenger RNA, 2522 nt
Organism: Nothoprocta perdicaria
Lineage: Eukaryota; Metazoa; Chordata; Aves; Tinamiformes; Tinamidae
Gene: AKT3
Product: AKT serine/threonine kinase 3
Exons: 13
Coding region: 107-1546 (479 amino acids)
Biological process (GO): protein phosphorylation
Molecular function (GO): protein serine/threonine kinase activity; ATP binding
Source: RefSeq, a predicted model, not a curated record